GCAGAUAAAACAUUACACGCUUUUAUUUCAAAUUAGAUAUUAAAUUUAAAAAAAAGCAUGAGAUUUUUUAUUUCUAGUUUCAACUUGAUUAAUCAAAACAUGAUCGACAAUUUGGAAGAUGAUGUUGAUAUUUCAGAGGAACUUGCCGAUACGUCUGAUCUGCCGACAUCUGUGAUAAUCACCAACGUUGAAAAUGAAAUAUUCACGGAUGAAUACCGCAAGAUUGAAUUUGAAGAAAUUUUCCAGCAUUUUGAUGAAGGAGCAUCUUUUCAAUACUUCAAAAGCUUUCGUCGAGUGCGUGUGAAUUUCACAAACCCGACUGCUGCAGCUAAAGCUAGAAUUCAAUGUCAUCAAACAAAAAUUGGAGAUAGUGUUGUUAACUGUUACUUCGCUCAGCCGAUUGCAUCUACUGGUAAUAAGGAUGGCGAAGCAUCAGAUUCAUACCUUCAACCUCCUUCACCUGUUCGUCAGUUUCUUAUAUCUCCUCCUGCUUCACCACCUGUUGGAUGGGAGCCAGUUGAUGAAGCACGACCAUGCAUAAAUUAUGAUCUUCUGUCUGCCCUUGCAAAACUUACUCCAGGUGAAGCUCAUGAAUUGCACCCUCCAUCAGGAUCACAGCCUGGUAUUGUUGUUCAUGUAUGUGAAGAUCAAAAAUUGGAUGGUCCUCGAUUAAAGAUUGUACAAACUCGUCGUCCAGACAGUGUAGAUUCUUCAAGCAGCUCUUCUCCACCAUCAUCACCUACAUCUUAA
Uloborus diversus is the source of this 750-nucleotide messenger RNA. It is a transcript of the gene sra, whose product is annotated as calcipressin-2-like. The record is from RefSeq and is a predicted model, not a curated record. Gene Ontology annotation, molecular function: calcium-dependent protein serine/threonine phosphatase regulator activity; nucleic acid binding. Gene Ontology annotation, cellular component: nucleus; cytoplasm. Gene Ontology annotation, biological process: calcium-mediated signaling. The transcript is spliced from 4 exons. Bases 58 to 750 code for a protein of 230 amino acids. Lineage: Eukaryota; Metazoa; Arthropoda; Arachnida; Araneae; Uloboridae.